Messenger RNA from Fusarium redolens, 1644 nucleotides. RefSeq lists its product as uncharacterized. The record is from RefSeq and is a predicted model, not a curated record. The transcript is spliced from 3 exons. The coding region runs from base 1 to 1644 and encodes 547 amino acids. NCBI's taxonomy places the organism in Eukaryota, Fungi, Ascomycota, Sordariomycetes, Hypocreales, Nectriaceae.
AUGCUAUCUAUUACCGAGCUACUGGUUCCCGCACCCUCCAUCACGCUAUCGUACUCUGUACCACCAGCUCGGCCCUGCCUUUCACCCAGGUCAUCGGAAUCCUCUUAUUGCAUGGACACUUCGCACAAGGCCCCAAGUUUGCCGGUUCUAUCUUUGAAUCGCCUUAGCUCAGAACUUCUGGCUCUUGUGUUUCAACAGCUUCGGGACAUAGACUCACCACUCACGUCUGUGCGUCUAGUCUCUAAGAGGUUCGAUGCCAUAGCUACACCUAUCGCCUACCGAUUCCUGACCUUGAACGAAUCUCUCGUCGCACCAGAUGCUGAACAACGAUAUCCCAACGUCUCUCGGCACAUCUCUCGUCUCACAAAUCAUGUCACAAUACGAAGCAACUUGGAUCCUACAAGGAUUACAGGAAUAUUAUCUUGUAUCAAGCGAUUGAAAUGGCGAUACAUAGAUGGCGACAUUCCUGCAGAGGGCCUGUGGCUACCUUCGGACCUCCGUCACUUGCACAAUUGCAACUCGAACGGCACCCAACUAUACAUCGAGGACCUUCCCCUGCGACGAGACUACAAUGGUAAUCCGUUGGAUACUUUUACGAGAUCGAUUCCCUCAGAACUGUUGGCAUCAUUGAAGCUUGCCAACCCGACGCCGGUCCUGUCAACUAGGCUCGGCUCGUUAAAACAGCUCCUCGUCCAAUCUAGACAGCUAAAAACACUACGCUACGAAGAUCGCGGUCAAGGCACAUGCUUCAAGUUCUCUCCCGGAGAACAAAUGCCACCCAUCGUCGACUUGAUGCUGCGGUCAUACGACUGGAGCCAUACAGCUGAGGAUGUUCAGAAACACUGGGAUUUCUCCAAGAUACAGUCGCUCGAGUUAAUAUCUGUGCCCAUCUUUAACUUUCUUCGCUCAGUGCCUUUCCAAGACUUCUCCGCGUUACAUACACUCCAUGUGGAAGACUACAGUGCUCAUCUGCCUGACAAGAGAGAGGAUGCCACUAUUGGGUUGAACUUGUUGGUGAAAGAUCACAUUGAGGCACUCGAGGCGUUGAACAUCACUUGCCAUACCCGAUUGUUCCAGCUUGAAUCUAUCGCAGCACAUCGAAAGUCGCUACAGGUACUACGACUGAGGGACCACGUCGGGUUCUCAGAAGAUGGCCAGAAAUGCCCAACCUUGGCACCUGUUGAUAUAGCCCAACUAGGUCAACAGCUGAAGUUCGUUCACACCCUCGAACUUGACCUAGAUACUAGAUUAUGCGAUCCUACUACCUUUCUCAGGGCUAUAUGUGUCUUCCCAGCUGUGCACACCCUCACCUUACACGUCCAGACCAUAAUCCAUCCUCUAGAACAAGUGUCUCCGGGAAUCGACCGCGAUCGAGAGGCUGCGAUGCAAACCUUCAAACUGCUCGUGCAGGAAAAGGAGAGACUCGGCUCACAUACGCCUUGGAAGCAUAUCGUGCUCAACGUUGGAGGUUGGAAGCGAGUCAUGGUGCGACGGCUAGGUGACGUGUGGCGAAGAAGGAACGAGAUGGGCAUUUACGCUGAAAGAUGCUUUGUCUUCGAACGAGAUGCCCGUAGUGGAAAUGUCGCAGUGCGCGAAGAGGUCUGCGUUGAGAACACGAGUCGGGGAGGAAGCCCAAGCCCUUGA